Drosophila bipectinata is the source of this 528-nucleotide messenger RNA. The record is from RefSeq and is a predicted model, not a curated record. NCBI's taxonomy places the organism in Eukaryota, Metazoa, Arthropoda, Insecta, Diptera, Drosophilidae.
AUGGACUUUGAAUGCCAAUCACAUAAACGACAGAGAAGUUGUACCUCAUCUGAAACAGAAACUUCAACCGAAGAAUCUGACGACAUCGACGACGACGACGAAGACGAAGAUUAUGAAGACGAAGAUGAUGAUGAUGAAGACCUAGCCCUAACACCUAGGCAGAUUAAAGGUCUGUUAGAAGAAACAGCAAAGCUAAGAGGUCAAGCCACGGCCCUUGCCGACGAAAAUAAGAAACUCAAUCAGAUACUGUCAAUGUAUCGGAACAACAACAAUGGUAGCAACUACAGCAACAACUACCCAGCUUUAAACCAACCAACCAACAUAAAGAAACCAACCAGCCAGAAGACGACAACAACAUCCAACCAGAAGGCAGCAAAACAGAAGACGACUACAACAAUUGACCAGAAGACAUCAACCACGGAAACAUUAUAUAACCUACCCAUUAUUGUCAUAUAUAAUGCGGAUAUAAAAAAACUUCGAGAAACCAUCAGUGACACCUCACAGGUGCUGUGGAAACAGCACAGCUAA